CACCAACUGAUUCCUCAAGGGGAAUUUCCAUGUGUAUCGUCUUGCCAACUAGAAAUGUCAUUGAGUAUCAUUAGUAAUUGAUCCAUGAUUCUGUUUUGUUGAUCACUGAAAGGACGGUGCAUUUGUAGAUAGCUGCUGAUUAACUUUACUUGCUUCUGUUAUCUUUGUACUGCAUAAAUAUGUCUUCCUGCUUUAUGUUGGCUUUUCUUUGUCACAGUAGGUUAAGGGAAUGCAUCUGAUGAGUCUGGUAAUUGGGUCUGACAUUCAUAUGUACUAGUAACUAAAGUGUUACCUCUAGAUAUUUGUCUAUUUGUUACGAAUAAGUCCACAAGACUGCAGUUGUUCCCAAUGUCAAUUUCCAUGGUGUAGUUCCAUGGAGAAUGCUCUCAAAGAGAUGAUGCAACAGAUGAGCUCAAUGAAGAAUGCUGUUCCGAAACUGCUGAGUUGAGGUGCCAAACCUUCUCGUCGAUGUGAACUCUUGGGGAAGAUCAGUCUGCUAUCCCUAAAGUAACAUUUAUCUGCUGAGCGAUGGCCCUUUUACUCAGCACCGGCGGAUCAAUGGGACAUGCUUUUGAGGAACCUAUUAUAAUGGGAAAGCCUGAUAAUUCAUCAAGUUGACUUUCAAUCUGAGUACACUGCACAUCAAAUGACAACAUUAAAUCAUAGUCUUCCCCAUAUACACUACCAAUUGCAAAAGCAAAAUACUACCCAUAAAAACAAGAUACAAAACCAUGCUACCAGAUUACAGCAAAGUUAGCCAACAAGAACUCACCAAUUUCUCCACAAACACUUAACAUCAGCAGUAACUGUCUCAUUUCCAUCCAGAACCAUAGCUUCUAGAGAGACUUUUACAGGGAAAGAAAAACAACUGCAUCAAGAUCACGGCAAGCUUGAGAGGGAAACAGUGGAGCUCAUGAAUGAUCAAUCUCCCCACCUUGAAUGUACUAAUGCUAAAACUACGAGAAAGAAUGAUGUGAGAAACUUCUGGCUUCACAUUCCAACCAAACUGUCCGAAAAUGUAUUUACCGGACAGAAACUAGAAGGAAAAGGGGGUGCUCGCAUUUCUGUUGCCUUGAUUGAUGCAGAUACAGGGGAAGUUGUUAAAUCAGGCCCGGAAUCCUCCAUUAAGUUGGACAUCGUUGUGCUUAAAAGUGACUUCAACAAAGAUGAUAAGGACAACUGGGAUCAAGAAGAUUUUGAGAACUUCAUGGUUAAAGAACGCGAAGGAAAGGGGCCGCUUUUGACAGGAGUUCGCCUGGUGACGCUCAAGGGAGGUGUUGGGGAGCUGGGAGAACUGAUAUUUAUGGACAAUUCCAGUUGGGACAGGAAUAAACAAUUUAGGAUAGGGCUUAAGGUGGCAUCAGGUUAUUGUGGGAAUACACGAAUCCGGGAAGCAAAAACAGAUGCCUUUCGUGUCAAGGAACAUAGAGGAGAAUCAAACAAGAAACAUCAUCCACCUGCACUUCAUGAUGAGAUCUGGAGGCUGGAGAAGAUUGCCAAAGAUGGGAAAUCUCACCAAAAAUUGAAUAAAGCCGGAAUAUAUACAGUGGGAGACUUUCUACAGCACCGGUCUACAGACUUCAAGAAGCCGAGAGAGGUACUUGGAAAGAGCAUGACCCCGAAGAACUGGGAACACCUCAUAGCUCAUGCAAUGGAGUGCCAAGACUUGAAAACUCAUUCGGAGAAUCCUAAUGUCAAGAGGGAGGAUGCUGCUGAAUUCAGCACUGAUCAUCAACCAACCGACCUAAUCAAUGAUGUGGUAUAUUCUGCUACUGAUCGACUUUCUGCCCGAGAGAAGAACCAUGAAGAUACAAUUGGGAAAGCCUCAAGCUCUUUUCCAUCUCAAGUCUCUGAACGACAAACUGAAAUUCCCGCCUCUGUUCAACAUAAUAUGGCUCCAAGUACCUGUGCUCCUCCAGUUGGUCCGGAAGCUCCUCCAGCGAAUGCAGGCUCCACUGCUGAAGUCCAAUCCCAAAAUGCCUAUUUUGGAAAUCCCAUGGAGCUUUCAACAAAUGAACUUGCUCGUCCCGCUUCACAUCAGCCUACAUAUGCAAACAACUGGAAUAAUCUAAUUCCUUCAGGAGAUAAUGGUAUUACUACUGGCGAAUUGCCAAUACAGUCCCAUGAUGUCAAUUCCCAAUCAGUCAUGCCUAGCCAUGUGAUCGAUUCUUCGAGGCAAAUGGACUGUGCAGUAAAUGACCACGUUCUCCCCUCUGGACAAACCUAUGCCUCAAUGUCAGAUGGACAUAAUGGUGUGAUUGCUUUACCAUUGCCAGUACAGUCCCAGAAUACCUAUUUUGGAAAUCCCAUGAAAUUUUCAGCUAAUGAACUUGCUCGUCCUGCUUCACAUCAGCCCACAUAUGCAAACAACUGGAGUGGUCUGAUUCCUCCGGGAGAUAAUGGUAUUGCUAUCGGUGGAUUGCCAACACAGUCCCAUGAUGCCAAUUCCCAAUCUGUCAUGCCUAGCCAUGUGAUUGAUUCUUCGAGGCAAAUGGACUCUACCGUAAAUGAACAUGUUCUCCCCUCUAGACCAACCUGUGCCUCAAUAUCAGAUGGACAUAAUGAUGUAACAGCUUUGCCAUUACCAGUACAGUCCCAAAAUACCUAUUUUGGAAAUCCCAUGAAGUUUUCAGCUGAUGAACUUGCUCGUCCCGCUUCACAUCAACCCACAUAUGCAAACAACUGGAAUGGCCUAAUUCCUCCAGGAGAUAAUGGUACUACUAAUGGCAGAUUGCCAACACAGUCCCAUAAUGUCAAUUCCCAAUCUGCCAUGCCUAGCCUUGUGAUCGAUUCUUCGAGGCAAAUGGACUGUACAGUAAAUGACCAUGUUCUCCCCUCUGGACUAACCUGUGCCUCAAUAUCAUGUGGACAUAAUGGUGUAGCUGCUUUACCAUUGCCAGUACAAUCUCAAAAUACCUAUUUUGGAAAUCCCAUGAAGUUUUCAGCUAAUGAACUUGCUCGUCCCUCUUCACAUCAGCUCACAUAUGCAAACAAUUGGAAUGGUCUCACUUCUCCAGGAGAUAAUGGUAUUACUACCGGCGGAUUGCCAACACAGUCUCAUGAUGUCAAUUCCCAAUCUGCCACGCCUAGCCAUGUGAUCAGUUCUUCGAGGCGAAUGGACUCUACAGUAAAUGAGCAUGUUCUCUUCUCUAGACCAUCCCAUGCCUCAAUAUCAUAUGGACAUAAUCAUGUAACUGCCUUGCCAUUGAAAGUACAGUCCCAAAAUACCUCUUUUGGAAAUCCCAUGAACUUUUUAGCCAAUGAACUUGCUUGUCCUGCUUCACAUCAGCCCAUACCUGCAAACAACUGGAAUGGUCUAAUUUCUCCGGGAGAUAAUGGUAUUAUUAUUGGUGGAUCGUCAACAGAGUCCCAUGAUAUAAGUUCACAGGAUGCGUUGCGUAACCAAAUGUUCAGUCCAUGGAGGAAAAUGGACGCUGCAGUGAAUGAGCUUAUUCUGCCCUCUGAACCACCCUGUGAUCCUCAACCUGAAGGUGAUCACGAAAGUGAUCACGAGAUGGAAAAUUUGCAAUUCAAUGUUGCAGAUAAUAUGACGAAAUACUCGGGCCUACCAGAUGUUGACAUGUCCUUUCACACCCCGCCAUGGAAAGAUGGCUCUGUUUAGGCACCAGCAAAGGUGUUAAUGGCCGACUCAAGAUAAAGGCAGUGAUGCAGUGGGGUUUCUUCAUCAGGAAGAACGCAUGGCAUUAUUAAAUUACUAGAUUAUGUCCAUCGACUGCUAUGUACUAGGUCUUGUCUGUUUGCUGCUAUCCCUAGGCA
Molecule: messenger RNA, 3777 nt
Organism: Eucalyptus grandis
Lineage: Eukaryota; Viridiplantae; Streptophyta; Magnoliopsida; Myrtales; Myrtaceae
Product: calmodulin-binding protein 60 C-like
Exons: 12
Coding region: 914-3622 (902 amino acids)
Biological process (GO): regulation of salicylic acid biosynthetic process
Cellular component (GO): nucleus
Molecular function (GO): calmodulin binding; DNA-binding transcription factor activity; sequence-specific DNA binding
Source: RefSeq, a predicted model, not a curated record